AUGGCAGAACGAAUCCCUUCGACGAGACCCAUGUAUCCACUGAAUGUGGUUGACCCCGAAACCAAUACUGUCUGGCUUCCUGAGAGACCUGCCAAAAAGACAAAGUAUGAAGUUUUUUACAAGAUCGGUUCCAUCGUGAGCUGGAUCAUCAUCAUCAUCCUAGUAGGGGUGAUUGUGGUGCAAGCAUUGAAACGACCUUCCACGGCUGAAACAAGUCUUGCAUCGGUGUCCGGGCCAAGCGUGUCCACAGUCACUGUCACCAGCUCAGUGUUGGAAUCGCAAGUUGAACCAAGCACCUUGAUCACAACUCAAGUUGAGACCACCACCGCCACCUCUCUGGCGACAUCAUGGUUGACCACUGUGUCCCUAUCAACGGCGACCUAUACUCCACCUCAGACCGUUGUUGUAACGACGCGAGAAACCAUGACGAAUACCGCAACAGCAAUUAGCACCGUGGUCUCCAGUACCACAUUGAGCUCGACGCUGACCACAACAGCUUCAAACCCAGACAAUCAUGUGACAGCGAUAGAGAUUGUUUCGUCCACGCAGACCUUCAUAACCACGGCAAUUGGAGUUGGUAACUUGAGAGGACCACGAACACAGGACAGUUAA
This is a messenger RNA of Exophiala mesophila, 612 nucleotides long. RefSeq lists its product as uncharacterized. Bases 1 to 612 code for a protein of 203 amino acids. The record is from RefSeq and is a predicted model, not a curated record. The transcript has 3 exons. NCBI's taxonomy places the organism in Eukaryota, Fungi, Ascomycota, Eurotiomycetes, Chaetothyriales, Herpotrichiellaceae.